Molecule: messenger RNA, 1403 nt
Organism: Malus domestica (apple)
Lineage: Eukaryota; Viridiplantae; Streptophyta; Magnoliopsida; Rosales; Rosaceae
Product: 5-formyltetrahydrofolate cyclo-ligase-like protein COG0212
Cellular component (GO): cytoplasm
Source: RefSeq, a predicted model, not a curated record
CUCUCAAGCGAAGAUACAGUUGCCAGAAAUGAUGUUAAUGGAUUCCUGCCUGCUCCGAAACUCACACCAAUUUACAUUCGGAUCCAUAUCCAUACCCGUAAGGGCCAUACCCAUACUCGACCUCCUCAACCAAACCCAGAAAUGCCGCCAAUCCCAUUCUCUCUCUUCACUCUCUGUCUCCCUCCCAACAAGUUCUCGGAAGCUCCUCUUCGCGCGGAGAAGUAGCAGUAGCAACGGACCCCAAACCGACGUCGCUUUCGACGAGGCAGCUUACGAGGCCGAGCGGCUCAGCCUCGACGCCAAGGCUCGGGAACAAAUGGCCGAGACUUCGAAGAUUGAGACCGAGCAGAGUGGAGUUGCCGAAGACCCGAAAGCUUGGAAAUGGGUUAUCCGGAAGAGAAUUUGGGACAUGAUGGAGGCCCGGAACAUAGCCCAGAACCCCCGCCCCGUUCACCACCGCAUUCCAAACUUCGUCGGCGCUUCUGCGGCUGCCGAUAAAUUGGGUGGGUUGGAAGCGUUCCGGGUCGGGGAUUGCGUGAAGGUAAACCCGGAUUCACCACAGAAGCAAGUCAGGUUUCUCACUCUUUCUGGUGAGAAGAAGUUGUUAACUCCUCAACCGCGUUUAAGGACUGGGUUUUUCUCUGUGCUUGAACCUUAUUUGUUAAGUCCUAGUACCAUCAAAGAGGCUUGUACGUCUGUCGGAGCUGCCAAGUAUGGGAGGCCAAUUGGAUUAGAUGAGAAAAUCAAGGUUGAUCUUAUUGUCAUUGGCUCGGUUGCUGUUGAUCCAAGGACAGGUGCUCGACUUGGCAAGGGUGAGGGGUUUGCUGAACUUGAGUACGGGAUGCUGCGAUUCAUGGGAGCCAUUGAUGACUCAACACCAGUUGUGACAACUGUGCACGACAGUCAAUUGGUAGAUGAUAUUCCGACUGAAAAGCUAUUAAUCCACGAUGUACCCGUUGACAUCAUCUGCACUCCAACACAGGUCAUUUUUACAAACACAUCAAUUCCAAAGCCUCAAGGGAUUUACUGGGACAAAUUGUCUCCUGAGAAGCUGGGGCAAAUUAGAAUACUUAGAGAGCUCAAGAGAAGGAUCGAACGGGAGACUGGACAAAAGCUUCCGUGUGGCCCAUCUGAGAAGCUGCCUCCCACAGCUCGACGAGGGAGAUAAACUUGUGGGAUCUAUAAAAAUAUAAAACCGUGUACCAAGAAAGACGGAAGAAACACAAAAAAUUGGAAUUUAUAGUGUAAUAUAAGACGUGGCUAGUAGUCACCUUGUUUUUACUUUUAUUUUACCGAAGUUUUUAGGGCCAUGUUGUUCGAUCUUGCUUGAGUUUUAAUGUAUCGUUGGAUGUAUAGAUGAUUUAUGUGUAUUGUAUUAAAAUAGGUUCAAUUCUCUCGUUUUA